Messenger RNA from Varanus komodoensis (Komodo dragon), 3651 nucleotides. It is a transcript of the gene GRID2IP, whose product is annotated as Grid2 interacting protein. Bases 1 to 3651 code for a protein of 1216 amino acids. Gene Ontology annotation, molecular function: protein binding. The record is from RefSeq and is a predicted model, not a curated record. The transcript is spliced from 21 exons. NCBI's taxonomy places the organism in Eukaryota, Metazoa, Chordata, Lepidosauria, Squamata, Varanidae.
AUGCCUGCCACGAACGACAGGUGGCCUGAGGAAUUCGGCUUUAAAAUCAGUGGGAACGGCCCCUGCUACAUCUUGGCGGUGGAAGAACACAGCAGUGCGGAGCUGGCGGGCCUCCAACCAGGGGACCAGAUCCUGGAAGUAGAAGGGCUGCACGUCUCCUCCAUGAACUGUGAGGCUCUGGUUGCCCUUGCAAGGCAGUGUCAGAAUGUGCCCCCCAGCAUCGGCGUGGUCUCCCGCAUCCAGCAGGUGGACCUUACGCCCGGAGACGAGGGGCGCUUUGGCUUCCAUCUGAUGUGCGACGGAGGCUGCCCCCUGCAGGUGGAGAGUGUGACGCCCGCCUCGCCUGCCUUCGAAUGUGGGGUCCGAGCUGGGGACUACAUCCUGGAAAUCAACAGGACCCCCGUGAAGCUCUACCAGGAGGCGGCUGCCAUGAUCCAGUCCUGCCAGGGACGAGGUCUCCAGCUGGGGCUGCUGCGGCUUGGACGGCCCCCUCGCUGGGCCAACAGCAGCGUGCGGGAAUUUGUCCAGAGCGCUGAUGCGAUCCACCAAGAGAGGCGGCAAAAGGCUCAGGAGUUCAGCCAGAAGGUGCAAGAGAUCCUGGGCGACCGGCCAGAUGUAAAAGGGAGGAUGUUCACAGUCCUGAAGCAGUACGCCGCUGAAAGGAAGGCUGACUGCUUGGCUCGUGCCCUUCCCACCAUCCUUACCGAGGACUCCCACCAGCUCCUCAUAGAAAAUAUCAGGAUCUUCAUCCCCAGGAAGCACCGGCAGCGCUUCGACGAAGUGGUGUCCCAGGGCCUCAUCGGCAAGCUGUGCCGCGCCAAGGGCGAGCGCUCGGCCGGGCGGCUGAGGCGCAGCCGCAGCGAGGACCACCACGAGCGCCUGCUCGCCUCCACCCGGGCCAGCUCGGUGCCCCGCAGCCGCGAGCAGCGCGGCGGCAAGAGCCUGCGGAAGAGCGCCUCGCCGGCGGCCGGCAGCGCGGGGCCCGGCGCGCCGCGCAGGACCGUCCGCGUCUACAAGGGCAGCAGGAGCUUCGGCUUUACGCUGCGUGGACACGCCCCCGUGUGGAUCGAGUCGGUCCUGCCCGGGAGUCCGGCUGACAAAGCGUCUCUGAAGGCCGGGGACCGGAUCUUGUUCCUGAAUGGCCUGGACAUGAGGAAUUGUUCCCAUGAGAAGGUUGUUUCCAUGCUCCAAGGCAGUGGGGCAAUGCCCACCCUUGUGGUUGAAGAAGGCAUUGUUAGCUUUUCAGGCGACUAUGCCUCCGUGGAGACCCCUGGCUCCUCCUCCUCCUCCUCCACACUCACCUCCUUGCAGUGGGUGGCAGAGAUCUUGCCCUCCAGCAUCAAGUUCCAAGGGAGGACGUUCCACCAGCAGCUGGAACAUCUGCUCACCCCCGCAGAGCGCUACAGCGUCUGCAAGGCGCUGGAGAGCUUCUUCCAGCACAGGAACAUCGACACCCUCAUCGUGGACGCGUACCCGGUCCUGGACACGCCCUCCAAGCAGGUCAUCUGGCAGUUCAUCUACCAGCUGCUCACCUACGAGGAGCAAGACCACUGCCGGCAGAAGAUCUCCAGGUUCCUGGGCUACGAGGCUGCGGCUGGUUCCAGAGAAACUGCUGAGGGGCCAGCCCACUUAGCUCCCGGGGAGAGGCAAGCAGGGGAUGGGACCUCCCUCCCAGAGACCCCCAACCCUAAAAUGAUGUCAGCUGUCUAUGCAGAGCUGGAGACCCGCCUGACCUCCGGCUUUGGAGGGAAGCUGAGCUGCUUAGCUGCACACCAGGCAUCUCCCUCAGUUCCAGAUCAAGCGAACCCAGCAGGACCAGCCCUCUCCUGGAAAAAGGAUGCCUCCCCCGCCCAGGCAUGCCUGUACCACGCGUACGGAGGCCUCCCUUCCCCGAGCAGUACUGAAUCCAACCCCUACGUCAGCCUGGACAGCAGCCCGGCCCUUUCCCCAAAGUACGCCGGCCGCCGGCUCAGCCCGCCCUCCCGGAGGAAGAAGCUCUUCACGUUCUCACGCCCGCCACGCAGCCAGGACACAGACCGCUUCCUGACCGUGCUGAGCGAGCAGCUGGGGCACCACAUCGCUGUUUCCGACGAGUUCCUGACGCCCGAGAACGACUACGAGGAGAUGAGUUUCCACGAGGACCAGGGCAGCUACGUCGCCAACGACCUCAGCAGUGCCAGCGAGGACCUGAGCAGCAGCGAGGGCAGCUCCCUGACCUACUCCACCCUGUCGGACCACGUCCCGCCGCCGCCCAUCAGCCUGCCCCCACCGCCACCCUCCCCUCCACCGCAGUUUCAUGAUCCCAGGGCGGGGAGCAGGGCCCCGGAGCCCCUGGGGAGCCCCCGCUCCGCACCUCCCCAACCCAGCACCCCCUCCAGCCACAGUGACCCGGCCCUCCCACCCCUGCCGCCUCCCCCGCCGCCUCCCCCACCAGUGCCAUGUGCCCCCCCCCCAGCGCCUCGCGGCAUCAUGCAUCGCCGGAGCGAGUCCAGCCACAUGAGCGUCAAGCGGCUGCGCUGGGAGCAGGUGGAGAAUUCCGAAGGCACCAUCUGGGGUCAGCUGGGUGAGGAUUCGGACUAUGACAAGCUGAGCGACAUGGUCAAGUACCUCAACCUGGAGCUGCAUUUUGGAACCCAGAAGCCAGCAAAGCCAAGCCCCUUGCCAGAGUCUUUCAAAAAGAAAGAUGCGGUCGAGAUUCUGUCACACAAAAAGGCCUACAAUACCUCCAUCUUGCUUGCCCACCUCAAGCUCUCCCACGCCGAGCUGCGCAGGACCCUCCUGACCAUGGAGAGCAGCCGCCUGGAGGCUGCUCACAUCAAGCAGCUCCUCCUCUACGCCCCCGAUGCAGAGGAGGUGCGGUGCUACCGCAGCUACCAGGGCAGCCCCGGCAGACUGAGCGAGCCCGACCGGUUUGUCCUGCAGAUGCUUUCAGUACCAGAAUACACAACCCGGCUGCGCAGCCUUCACUUCAAGAGCACCCUGCAGGAGAAGCUGGAGGAGGUUACUGCCAGCUACGAGUGCAUCUACAGUGCCUCCCUGGAACUGAAGAACAGCAAGAAGCUAGCAAAAAUCUUAGAGUUCGUGCUGGCCAUGGGGAACUACCUGAACCACGGGCAGCCAAAGACCAACAAAACAACCAGCUUCAAGAUCAACUUCCUCACGGAGCUCAACACCACCAAGACUGUGGACGGCAGAUCCACCUUCCUGCACGUUCUUGCCAAAUCCCUCAGCCAACAUUUCCCGGAACUGCUGGGCUUUGCCAAGGACUUGCCCACAGUGCCACAUGCUGCCAAAGUGAACCAGAGGACGCUAACGGCCGACCUCGGUGACCUGCACAGCACCAUCGCGGAGAUCGAGGCGGCCUGCGAGAGCACCAUGCCUUCCCCCGAGGACAGGUUCGCCGCGGUCAUGGGCGCCUUCCUGGCAAGCGCACGGCCCAGCAUAGAGGCUCUGCGAGAGCUCGAGCACAGGGCCAUGGACGAAUUCGGCAGAGUCCUGUCCUUCUUUGGGGAGGAUCCGAAAGUCACGACCUCCGAAGCCUUCUUUGGCAUCUUUGCCGAGUUCAUGAGCAAGUUCGAGCGGGCUUUCAGCGACGUACAGGCUGGCGAGGCCCAGCGCAGCCCCCACGCGACCCCCCCUCUGGCCUGGUGA